This is a messenger RNA of Orcinus orca (killer whale), 1377 nucleotides long. RefSeq names its product 2'-5'-oligoadenylate synthase 1-like. Gene Ontology annotation, cellular component: membrane; nucleoplasm; cytosol. Gene Ontology annotation, biological process: regulation of ribonuclease activity; defense response to virus; negative regulation of viral genome replication. Lineage: Eukaryota; Metazoa; Chordata; Mammalia; Artiodactyla; Delphinidae. The transcript has 5 exons. The record is from RefSeq and is a predicted model, not a curated record. Gene Ontology annotation, molecular function: 2'-5'-oligoadenylate synthetase activity; double-stranded RNA binding.
AAAGAGCUGGGAGACACAGGGUCGAAGGGGUUUUUGAUUUCUUAAAGGCAAAGAACAAGGUUAUGGCUCCUCCCUUUCAAAGAAAGGAAACCAGUGACAGUCCAGACUCAGGGCACAGCUCUACCCUUUCGAGAAAAUGAAACUAACAGCCUCCUAGACCCAGGCAGCGGAAGAGGUAGAAGCUAACAGGUUUUGGCAGCCAACUCUGCUGCCUCUGGCUCUCCUGUCCCUGCCUGAGCAUCAUGAAGAAGUUUAGAAAGACCCGAGCCAACCAACUGGACAAGUUCAUCGAAGACCGCCACCUGCCAGACAAGGAUUUCCGCACGCAGGUCAAUGAAGCCAUCCACAUCAUCUGCAGUUUCGUGAAAGAGAGGUGUUUCCGAUGGGCCCCCGACCCUGUUCGGGUGUCCAAAGUUGUGAAGGGUGGCUCCUCAGGCAAAGGCACGACCCUCAAGGGCCUAUCAGAUGCUGACCUUGUCGUCUUCGUCGCCAGUCUCACAAGUUUUCGGGAACAGCUUCAGCACCGAAGAGGAUCCAUCAAGGAAAUUAGGAGACAGCUGGAAGCCUGUCAAAGAAAGGAAACAUUUGAAGUGGAGUUUGAGGUCCAGAAACGGUGAAGGAAGAAGCCCCGUGCUCUCAGCUUCGUGCUCAGGUCCCCUCGGCUCCUCCAGGGGGUAAAGUUCGAUGUCCUGCCCGCCUUUGAUGCCCUGUGUCAGUUGACCAAAGGGUACAGACCUGACCCUAAAGUCUACGUCCAGCUUAUCCAAGAGUGCGAGUUCCUGGGGAGAGAGGGCGAGUUCUCCCCCUGCUUCACGGAGCUGCAGUGAGCCUUCCUGAGGGACCGUCCAACCAAGCUGAAGAGCCUCAUCCGCCUUGUGAAGCACUGGUACCAAAUGUGUAAGAUGAGACGUGGGAAAAAACUGCCCCCACAAUAUGCCCUGGAGCUUCUGACAGUCUAUGCUUGGGAGCAAGGAAACAUGGAAACAGGAUUCAGCACAGCUCAGGGAUUUCAGACUGUUUUGGAAUUAGUCCUGAAGCACCAGCACCUCUGCAUCUACUGGGAAAAGUAUUAUGACUUUGAAAACCCUAUUACUGGACAAUACCUGAGAAGGCAACUUGCAAAACCCAGACCUGUGAUUCUGGACCCAGCUGACCCUACUGGAAAUGUGGCUGGUAAAGACCCAUAUAGCUGGCAGCUGCUGGCACAAGAGGUUAGAGUCUGGCUGGGAUACUCAUGCUGUAAGAAUUGGGAUGGGUCUCCAGUCAGCACCUGGAAGGUGCCGGUGUGACCUCCUGAUUCCCUCAUGUGACCUGAUAUUAAUGGCAGGUUGAAAUAACAACUUCUAGAAAUACUGCAUUAAAUCAAAUUGAAUUUCA